CAGGUAGGCAGAGGCAUAGGAAUUUUUUUUUUACAUGGAACUAUAGUAAAGGCAUUUUCUUUUCAGAUGAGGCCAACCAGCAUGCCCUCUUCAUUCUGCAAUCAAGUACCAUGGCAUUCUGACCGAAGUAGUCCAGAUGACUUUGACCAACAACAUUGGAUAAUACUAUCGAACAGUGACUUCGUUGACUGUGAUCGCAAUUCUGAGUCUACGACCAAUACCAACACUAAUUUUGAGGGUAGCAAUAGUCAAAGUUCUUAUGUUAGUAGUGACACUGAAUCUCCGAUGUCACCUUCUCAUCCAGAUGCAUCUGUUUCAUCCAAGUCUUCCCGAUCUUACAACUACUUCACUAAGCUAAUAACAGAGUUAAAGGAAACACAUGGUGGCCAAGUAAAGAAUUCCGGUGACUCCAGAGAAAAUUCCAUCGAGGAAUUCCACAAUGCUUUUGCUGCAGUUGAACAAAGUAGUCCUGGAAUCACAGACACUUUCGUAAAGGAAAUUUUCCGACGUCUUGCACCCCACCAAAGUCGAGAACGGAAAAUGCACAAUAUUAUCGGCAGGCUGAAAGUGAGUGAGACUUAAUUCAAAGAAAUCAUGGAGCAUAAUGCUAAGAUCACCACAUAUCAGCCUUGUCCUGAUAAAUACCUUUUUGCCGUGGAUAUCUUUGCUUCCUUUCUCUUACGAAAUAUUGUACUAUUUUUAAAAACAAAAAAGUUUAGUGCAUUAUAUAAAUAUAAUAUAUAUAUAUACAAACGUACAUUGAGGGAACCAAACGUUAAAUGUCCCUUAAAAUCGUGAUAAUUAUAUUAUGGGCUUAAAUGUUAGCAGUAUUAUAUUACUAGUAAUAUAAAUAUAUAGAUAUAUUAUGUCAAAAUGAUAGUUUCUACUAGUAAUUUAAUUUUUAUAAACUCGUACUGUUAUAAAUGUAUUGGUCAUUUUGAAAAUCAUAUUCAGAAGAAUUUUUGGGCAUCGUGUUCCAAGUCACAGAUCAUAGUGCAAAAUAUUUAUUAAAAGGUAGAAUGAGAUGAACAGUACCCUCAAAUUUUGCGAAAAGACAGACUCUUAAACUUAAAACCAUUUUUCUCAAAACGGAAUUGCUUGAUUUGAAAUUUUAUCAAAAUGAGACAAAUAUAGACUGUUUUAUUAUGACUUUAACGCAUAAUUUUAGAAUUCUAGUAAGAAAAAUAUAGCAAAAAAAUACACAUUAGAGGUCGUAAAUUAAUAUUUAAGCGAAGAAAAAAAUUAUAUCCAAAUCUAGAGACUUUCUAAUCAUGAAGGCGAGAAUGUAAAACCUCCAAAACCUUUUUAAUGGGUGGAAAAAACAGAGAGAAGUUGAAUUGCAAUUCUAAUUCCUCUAAAUUUUAUCCUGAAAUAAAACUGGAUUUGAUGUUUUUUAUUACACCUUCCUCAUUAGUCAUUCGGCAGAUUUUGAUAGCGUUUAAGUUUUUUUCCUGGUUUACAUCUUAACUAGUGAUCCCUAAUAUUUUAAUUCUAAAAAUAUGUAUCGAGCAUGGCGAUCACGGGACAUCUUGUUUAAUUAUUGACGCCCAGUGGCUGAGUAGUAGCGCUUCUCACUCCGAUGUUACAGGUUCGGGGCUCUAUCCUUGACCCGGGCAGUGGGUUGAUAAAAUGUGUACUAAGCAUGCCAACCGGAACAAGUGCUCUUGCACCAAGGUCAAGAAAACAGGAAUAGGCAUAGUUGGAGUUGGCCCUCCAUGGGCUGUCGUGCCACUAAAUUUAGCUUUUUUUCUUUAAUAAUUGAUAUUUUCAGAUGGGUAAUUUUUUGAGAUUUUAAAACAAAGAGAAAUAAAUUAAUUUUGAUCGGAAAUUACACUCGACGAUUUUUUAAAAAUGGUGCUAUAAGAAAAAUGCUAAAUUUAUUUCAAGUUCAGUAGACAAAGAAUGAUACUAUCAGGGUUCUUACGGCUUCUGAAGUCUGAUGUUAAAUAGCUCUUAAUGCGUUAAUUGUUUUCAUGGCUCUAAAAAAAGCUGACUUCGAUAUUUUUUUUAAAAAAAAAUUAUAUUUUCUGUUGUAAAAUAAUGAUAAUGUUGAGGUUUAACUUCUUAAAACUUUUUC
This is a messenger RNA of Parasteatoda tepidariorum (common house spider), 2077 nucleotides long. Lineage: Eukaryota; Metazoa; Arthropoda; Arachnida; Araneae; Theridiidae. The record is from RefSeq and is a predicted model, not a curated record.